This is a messenger RNA of Epinephelus moara (kelp grouper), 3691 nucleotides long. RefSeq names its product E3 ubiquitin/ISG15 ligase TRIM25-like. Bases 229 to 1941 code for a protein of 570 amino acids. Lineage: Eukaryota; Metazoa; Chordata; Actinopteri; Perciformes; Serranidae. The transcript has 7 exons. The record is from RefSeq and is a predicted model, not a curated record. Gene Ontology annotation, molecular function: protein binding; zinc ion binding.
CUAUAAGAGAUAUUCAGGAGAACUGAGGCCCAGUGUGUUUAUUUAAACAUUUAAACUCGGAAACGAAACUCACCAACAGAGGAAACAAGACAGUCUUCAUGCGAGAUUUGAGCAGUUCGCGAGAGUUUUAGUUAUCAGAGGAGACGACGGCAGUGAGUGUACAUCAGUACUGUCUGUGCAUUGAGGAAGAGUGUCAUUCCUCUGCAGGUGGAGGGAGCUUCUUCCACGAUGGACCCGUCAGAGACGACCAGAAAACGUUUAGAAGACUUUACUAGAAAACGAAAGUCAAAGGGUGCUGUGAAGAAGAUGGCAGAGAGCUGGAAAGAAGCAGAGCCUUUAUCCUGCUCCAUAUGCUUGGACAUACUGAGAAGCCCUGUGACUCUUCAUUGUGGCCACAGCUACUGUAAGGACUGUAUAAAUGGUUACUGGGACCAGGAGGACCACCGUGGUGUUUACAGCUGUCCCCAGUGUAGACACACUUUCAUCCCCAGACCUGUGUUGAACAAGAACACAGUGCUGGCUGAUUUGGCAGGGAAAAUGUCAGAGGCAGAAGCACCCACACCUCCUGAGAAGGAAGUAGUGGGCCCGGGGGAUGUGGAGUGUGAUUUCUGCACUGUGAAGAAGCUGAAAGCUGUCAAGUCUUGCCUGGUGUGUCUGGCUUCUUACUGUGCCACUCACCUGCAGCCACACUACGAGUCUGCUGCUUUCAAAAGGCACAAGUUAGUGGAGGUGUCUGCCUCCAUCCAAGAGAAGAUCUGCUCCAAGCAUGACAAGCUGCUGGAAGUCUACUGUCGCAGUGAUGGCCAGUGCAUUUGUCUGCUCUGUGUGAUGGAUGAACACCAAGGUCAUGACACUGUUUCAGCCGCAGCAGAGAGGAAAGAGAAACAAAAACAAUUUGGAAAGAAAAAACAAAGAUACCAGCAGGGAAUACAGGAGAAAGAGAAGCAGCUGAGACAGCUGAGACAGAACAUGAAAGCACUGCAGUGUUCUGGAGAUGCAGCGGUUGAUCAAAAUGAGAAAGCCUUCGCUGAAAUUGUCCAGAUGGCGGAAAAAAGACGAUGUGCCAUGAAAGAGCUGAUCAGAGUUCAGGUGAAGGCUGCGAUGAGCCGAGCUGAGGCAUUUGUGGACCGGCUGGAGAAGGACAUCUCUGAACUGAGGAAGGGAGAGGAUGAUUUGAAGCAGCUGUCAAUGACUGAGGACCACAUCCAUUUCCUGCAGCACUGCCAGUCCAUCUUCGAUGGUCCAGAACCUGACAUGUCCUCUGAUUUGAACAUCCAUCUACACACACCUUUUGACUUUGUGACAAAGGCUAUUUCUAAUGCGAGAGACGAAAUGGAAAACAUGUCUAAAGUGAUUGCAGAGAUAUCUGAGACAAUUCAAGCUGAUUCUGAUCCUAAGACAAGACAGGAGUUCUCCCUUUAUUCCUGCCACCUCAGUUUGGAUCCCAACACAGCAUUUGAAAACCUUUUGCUCUCUGAGGGAAACAGCAAAGUAACCUGGAUAAAGAAAGCCCAGAAGUAUCCAUACCACCCACAGAGAUUCACCAAAUAUGACCAAGUGUUGUGCUCCGAAGGUUUAUCUGGAGUUUGCUACUGGGAGGUUGAGUGGCGGGGGUCCAGGGUUGAGGUCGCUGUGUGCUACAAAGGGGCAGAGCUGGAUGAAAGUGGCUUUGGAUACACAGUUCAGUCCUGGUGCAUUUCCCUUUCAAAUAUUGGUUGCACCUUUUGGCACGGUGGAAGCCCAACCAAAAUAUCCAACCAUUGCUCCUCUACCGUAGGAGUGUAUCUGAACCAUAAGGUAGGGAGCCUGUCCUUCUACAGCGUGUCUGAAUCUGGUCAAAUGAUGCUCCUUCACAGAGUUCACACCACAUUCUCCCAGCCUCUGUACCCUGGGUUCAUGGUCUCCAAAGGGGCCUCAGUCAGGAUAAUGUCACCAAAGUAAAAGGCAUUCACUGUCAAGGUCUCUUGAGUUAAGCAUCAGUAUUACAGUAUGGUCAUUCACUCCAGUCAAGUGUUGCCUUUUUUUUUUUUUUGUUGCUUAUUGUUUGAUUAUAAUCUGUAAAAUGUUACAUUUGCAAGCAAAACGCUGAAGGUAAAAAGGUGAGGUUUCUGUGUGUAUCUUACAUGUUUCUCAUCUUGUAAUUACUCAAUUUAAACUGUAAAUUCAGCAAGUUAUUACUCGUAAUUGUUAGUAAAUAGAUUAACUAGAUAUACAAAUGUUCAUAACAGAAGCCUUGCUAUGUGUUUAUUAUGUUAAUACAAUCUUUAAACAUUCAGUGUUAAGUAAAUGGUUUUACCCAGUUACUAGAAAAAAGGUUGGCAUUGUAUGUUUCUGCAAACCAUGGAUUACAUUUGCACAUGAUUACAAUCCCUGCUGGAUAGGCAGUACUGUACCUGUAAAAAACAACUGGUUUUCAUGCCACUAUCCCACAAAACACCCAUGUCUGGCGCCUAACAAGCUGCUGGAAACACAGCCCAGGACUUGCAAAAUCACAACUGGUUUUGUUUGUUGGUCUUGAACACUGGUCUGCAGCUUGACAGGCGUCUUGAAGAGGUUAAUUGGGACUUAUAGUACUUGUGUGUCAGCUCUGUGGAGAGCGUAUGGGAUUUAUACUUCUGCAUUGAAUGAAGGUUGUAUCUACGGCAUAGGCUCUGUGUCGACGUAGAGCCUAUGCCGUACACUGCACCUCCCCAGAUAUGUAACCACAUGUGUAACCACACCAUUUCUCUCAGUGGAAACGAAGCUUUCGUUUAAUUUAAUUUCAUAGAUAAGAAACAAUUAGUUGUGAAGACAGAAAGGCCUCCACAAAAUAGCAUUUUAAAUCUUGUGUGUGUUUUAUCCUGGCUUCAUAUGAGUAGAGGAAAUCUCCGCUACUUGCUAGGCUAAUUUAUACAAUGUUAAAUGCUACAGGCUUAUGCUAAUAACAUUAGGAUGUUGUAUUUGUUUGAAAAACAUGUUUAACAUAAGACAGUUUUGUCGGGGGACCUUGUGAGCUGUAAUGGAACCAAAUUUUGAUACAUUACAUUUGUUAAAUGUUGCUGUCGUUCCUGACUUCAUAUGAGUAGAGGUCUGCUAGCCACGACGCUAAUUUAUACGAUGUAAAAUGCCAUCAACUGCCAUCCGCCAUCUCCUUAACCUCCUGAUGACAAAGUCAGCUGAUUUAAUACACCACUUUAGAAAUGUUGAUAUGAUACAUAUGAAACCUGCAAAUGUAACAUAAUCAUGGUUUGCAGAAAUGUACAAUGUCAACAUAAUCUUCUGGCAGCUGGCCUGUUCAUUCAAACUAACUGAAUAAUGCAAAUAAUGGUAUGAACAUGGAGGUAUUGCACAGUAAAUCAGCAUGCAAAAAUAAGCUGUGAUUGCUUGUUUGCUUCAUAAUUUUAUACCCUGGAAAUGUCCUGGUGUAUAGUUUAAUAAGGAUAAAUUAUAUGUUUUGUCAAUCCAAAUACUUAUGGCAGCAUUAGUAUGGACCCAUGUGAGGCACACUAGUUGUGCUUCUAGCAAAUGAGUACAUUUAUUAGGAAGUUAUAGAGAUUUAAAGUAGAUACGGACAUUUCAUGUGAUCUGUUAUUUUUCUUAUUUUGAUGUUAAAAAAAAUCAAAAGAAAAAAAAACAGAUUCAUCUUGGUGUCUCCAUAUCUGUUGGUUAGUCAGGGUGCAUCAGCGUGCUGUGCUGUCUACCACAUUUUCUG